This is a messenger RNA of Xylaria bambusicola, 2333 nucleotides long. RefSeq lists its product as uncharacterized. Bases 260 to 610 code for a protein of 116 amino acids. The transcript has a single exon. NCBI's taxonomy places the organism in Eukaryota, Fungi, Ascomycota, Sordariomycetes, Xylariales, Xylariaceae. The record is from RefSeq and is a predicted model, not a curated record.
CAGAUCUGGGUGUUUACAUAAUAAUCGACAGAUGGGAUUGUCCCUGCAAAGUUUUUCUACCGUAUUCCAACAUAUCGACCAUUCACCAUGAGAAACUCGCUGGUGCGUCGGACAAGUUGGCUGCUAGUGUAAGCCACUGGCACUUCAGCCUGUAAAGUGCUUGACUCAAAGUCAUCUAAUUCAGGUACAUCUCUGACAGGUACAUCCCGGUACCCUCUAGCCCUACUGAUGGGUUCUAAGUACAGCUAGGUAUUCAUUCAUGUACACGCGUACCUCUGUAUCUGCUCUGUACUUAUUCAGCACCCUGGCCAAGUGCCCACUUACCUGUACAGGUAAGUAUCUCGUCACCUCAACCGUUGGUAAAGUACCUCCUACCUACCAGGCCCUACAACCACCCCCAGCAGUACCCAAGUUCCAGUCAACAGGGCACCUGUCGGAGUUUUGCUCACGUUGGACCCUUACUCCCAAGACUGGAGUGUCCCGGUCACCAGGAGAGAGAAAGAGGCGAGUCGAUCUGGGUUCGUCGCACCCUGGAACACCACCGGGACGACAUUCCCAAUUGAGAUGCCGUGUCAUCUACCUACACGGACUCGUUCGUACACUACAGUAGGCAUCGGGUGGAGGUUGUGUCAAUAGCUAAGUCUGGAUCAACAACUGCCUACCCAGGCGUGAAUGUAUUUAGGACAAUAUUAACACCGCCGGACACCCGACAGUCGGUCCCAGGGAGAGAACAAGCGAGCACGCGAUGAGAACGCCACACGGCUUGUGCCGGGACACACCGACAGUUGCUGCUGCAGGGGACAGACAGAAAACAGAAAGAAAGAAGUUUGAAGUCCGACAAGAUCCAAUGAGAAUCCCCGACCGCAACAACGCCUUCGUCCUACUCGUCAGGCUCCUUCACAACGAAUACUAGUCUCAUCACGCAUCUCCCUAUCAACAUCGCCAACAUCGCCAACAUAUUCUGUAUCAUGCCAACAACAGUUGGGAGCUGGGUGUUUCCCAGCAGUGGGGUUUCACUCGCAGACACGUGGUGGUCAUGCCCACCACUACGACGUAGAGGAGCAUUGAGCUGAGUAUGUAGGAGGCAGUCAGAUUUGCCCCAACAGAGUAGGUGUAGCAGAUGGUGUAGGUAGACAAGGUCUAAUGUGUUAUAUGUAGGUAUUUCUCUUCCAUCGAGUCCAAUCACUUGUUUCGUAGAACCGCCAUCAAUGUUUUGGUGAUGUAUACUGCUAGACUAGACACAUCAUCUAGUGCACACGUACACUGUCUGUCUGCCUGCCCGCGGCGACGAUGGCGAGGCAGAGCAGAGACGUGGCAGAGCUACUUGUACUUACUUGUAGGCAGAUUAUGACGGUGAGGCAAAACAAGGCAAAAGAUCUCACUCACACCGACUACUUACAAACCAUCCUUACAAUUUUUUUGUAUUCAAUAAUGCGAAUCUAAUAGGUGAGAUUCGGAAAUUAUAUAUCUUGGUACACUAAACUCUAACCUUCGAUUAAUAACAUCCACCCUUUGCUCCACGGUGAGAGACGAUGAUCGAGAUGUUCAUUCAUCCCCCCCCAAUUGCGAGCCAACUGCAAAUGGCGAAAGAAAGUGUAGAUCACAGACGAGGGUCGCCCACUCAUCGAACCACAUAAGCACAAGACACACACAGACACCCGUACAUCGCACUUGCAAAGUAUAGGGAUGUCGCUUAUCUCAGAGGAUUCGGAUGGGUGACCCUGUCUUUGUCCCCGUCGUGAUUUUUUUUCUUUUUUUUUCUGUCUCUCGCAAAUUGCUAACUAACCCACCUGCAAAACCAAAAGGGUUGGCAUAAAAAUAUAACUGGGGAAUGCGUCGCGUGACGAGAAUUCGGGACAGCGGCCGCUUAAGCGAGACUUUGCAAAACUGCACCCUUGCCCCAAAUACCUAACUUCAUACCAACGAAUUUCUCUGGAACAAAUCCGCUCUUUUUACCCAGUCUAGGUAACCCGUAGCGUGACCCCCUGCUCGAACACUUGGAGACGUCGGAAUGGAAAUGGAUAGCGCAGGCGGUAUCCACCGAGAGAGUAUUUAGACCACUUGCAUACCUAGUAAUUCUACUUUGACUUCUUCGGCUAACUUGAAGGGUAAAAAAAGGGAAAUUUGCCUAGACUAGACUGGGGUGGAAAAUGAAGGGAAAUGAUCAGAGAGAAAAAAGUAAAGAUGAAGAGUAUUUGGGAGAAGGGAAAAAGGAGGUAAAAGAAAUGCAAAAUAGUAGCUAGCGAUUGUUUCGAUCAAUCGACCUCCGGGUUAUGAGCCCGGCGCUCUUCCACUGAGCUAGCUAGCUCUGUAUCUCUUGUUGUGUCCACAGA